This is a messenger RNA of Mauremys reevesii (Reeves's turtle), 816 nucleotides long. RefSeq names its product C-type lectin domain family 17, member A-like. The transcript has 3 exons. Lineage: Eukaryota; Metazoa; Chordata; Testudines; Geoemydidae. The record is from RefSeq and is a predicted model, not a curated record. Bases 107 to 487 code for a protein of 126 amino acids.
CUGCUUGUGAGCAGUUAGACUGCCUUUUGACCCUCUAAUGCAGGCUUGUCCCAUAAUUUGACUUCUCACAGAAUUCAUCUCCAUAAAAUGUCCACCUGACUGGCAGAUGUUUGAGAAAAGUUGCUACUUCUUUUCAACAUCAGCUAAAUCGUGGCCGGACGCUAAGCAGUUCUGUACUGAUCAAAGGUCUGGCCUGGUUAUCGUUAACACCGAAGAGGAACAGAUGUUUUUGUCAAAGCACAUCACUGAGCCCAACGUGUACUGGCUGGGUCUCAGCGACUCAGCGAAGGAAGACGAGUGGCGCUGGCUGGACGGAAGCCUCCUGUCUGUCAGUUUCCGCAGGUUCUGGGGGGCCGGGGAACCCAACAAUGCUGGGGGACACGGGGAGAACUGUGGCAGCCUGCACUUCAACAGGAAGUGGAACGAUGUCCCCUGCUCUUCGACUGAGCACUGGAUCUGCGAACAGAAUUUCCAGCUGAGUCCCUGAAUCCACAGCAGGGAGGGCAGGUGUCACACAGCCUGCCCCACGUGGGACUUCUCCAGAGCUUUCAUCUCUCUAAAUCAGUGAUUCUUAGACUGCCUCUCGUGAGCUGCAACAGGCUCUUUAAUGUGUCUCCUGUGGCUCUUUGCAGCACACGAUAUUAAAACACUGAUUUAAUUAUUAACCAGUCUAAGUUAUUAACCAAUCUGGAUGCUUUUACUACGUUAUUAACCCAUUGAGUCAUCAACUUGCAGUAAGCUACUAACUUAUUUGUUGUGAGAAUAAUAGAUAUAGUUAUAAAACUAAAUAUUUCCCAUCACACUGUUUAAAUAUGA